Messenger RNA from Lytechinus variegatus (green sea urchin), 6579 nucleotides. Its product is annotated as NADPH oxidase 5-like. Gene Ontology annotation, cellular component: NADPH oxidase complex; plasma membrane. Gene Ontology annotation, biological process: defense response; superoxide anion generation. The record is from RefSeq and is a predicted model, not a curated record. The transcript is spliced from 14 exons. Gene Ontology annotation, molecular function: calcium ion binding; superoxide-generating NAD(P)H oxidase activity. NCBI's taxonomy places the organism in Eukaryota, Metazoa, Echinodermata, Echinoidea, Temnopleuroida, Toxopneustidae. The coding region runs from base 296 to 3340 and encodes 1014 amino acids.
UGUCGAGGAGGUGGAUCUAUGAAGAAUAAUAGGCCUACUGUUGUAUGGUGAAUUAAGCGCGAGUUGUGUAACUUAAGUUCAUGUGGUAUCAAAUUAAGGGGCUGUAGAUAAACUUUCAUCAGGAUGAUCAUGGUCACCACUGGGAUGACUACAUGUAUACAUGUACUCUGAUAUGCCAGGAUCAAGAACUUUGAUAUCCUCUCUAUAGACCAGGCAAAGUUUUUGAUGUUGCGGAUGGUGAUGUUUGUUUUUGGAUCCAUAUUUUUUCUUCUUCUGAUUGAUACACCAAGACACAAUGAGUCCGAAACCAGCUUUGGAGUUUAUCGAGGUGCAGCAGUAUAGCGAGACAUGUGAGGAGAACAACAACAAUCAAGUAGUUAUGACAAGAUCGCAAGAAAGGGACGAGAAAUGGUUGGCAAAGUUGGAGAAGCGUUUUAAUGCUAUAGCUGGCGAUGACAAUCAGAUUGAUUUGGAAGAAUUUAAACAAGCACUGAAUGUUAAAAAGUCUUUCUUUGCUGAGCGGUUCUUCGAGCUAAUCGACACCGAUCAGUCGGGGAGUAUCAGUCUGAAGGAACUCAUCGGUGCUCUGCGGCUUUUGGUGAAUGGAACAGAAGAAGAAAAGCUUCACUUUCUGUUCCGGGUUUACGACGCAGAUGGGAGUGGCUUCAUAGACUUUGACGAGCUCAAGACCGUGCUGAACUCUUGUACAGCUGAAAGUGCGUUGACCCUGAGUGAUGAAACUUUGACGGAACUGACUGAGAUUCUCUUUGAAGAUGCCGAUGUUGAUGGCGACGGUCAAGUGAGCUUCGAGGAGCUUUCUGAACAGCUACAGAGGUAUCCUGCCAUUACAGCUAACCUUAGUAUCAGUGCGGCUGAAUGGUUGAAUCCGCGGACGAAAUACGAGGCAGACUCGAAGAAGAAACCGAGAUCAGCGACGGCGUCAUGUUGCAGCUACCAUACACUCCGUAAUCAUUUCUCCGUCAUCGUCUUCACAGCCGUCUUCGUUCUCAUCAAUGCUGGUUUAGCAGCAUGGGGCGCGUACGAAGGUUAUCAGAGCAUCGAUCACGAGAGGAAUCGCGUUGCCUUGUGCAUUGCUAGGAGUUCAGGUCGAUGUCUUAGCUUCAAUUGCUGCUUCAUUCUUGUUCUAAUGCUCCGGAAGUUACUCACGUUAUUACGUAAUAGUAUUCUGAUGUCGGUGCUACCCCUCGACCAGCAUGUCUCCAUCCACAAGGUGGUUGGCGUCCUCAUCAUCAUCCUGACACUCAUUCACGUUCUCAGUCAUCUCACCUUUAUCGGACUUAUUUACGAGGGAGAGAAGGAUAAUGGAACGUUAUUCAUGGAUUUAAUAUCCAGUCCAGUACCUGGUGUUGGUCUAGUGGAGGGAGCCUGUAAUAUAACCGGCUUCAUACUUAUUCUAGUUCUUAUCAUCAUGACAUUAUGCUCUUUACCAUUCAUCAGGAGGAAUGGAUACUUUAAGGUAUUCUAUUGGACCCAUCAGCUAUGCAUUAUAUUCUGGGGGUUACUCAUCAUACAUUCCAAGUAUUUCUGGAUCUGGUUUGUGGCCCCUGGUGCAGUCUACAUUGUAGAACGGUUCCUGCGGCUCCAGGUGUACAGAAGAGCCAGAUUCGGGAUCAUAUACAUCCAGGAAGGAUACGUAUUACCAGCGAACGUUGUUCAUCUUGUUAUUCAGCGUCCACCAAACUUCAAGUUCCACGCCGGAGAAUACAUCUAUGUUAAUAUUCCAACGAUAGCAUCACACGAGUGGCAUCCAUUCACCAUCAGCAGCGCACCAGAACAACAAGAAUUCCUAUCUCUUCAUAUACGAUCUCUUGGGCACUGGACAAAGAGACUCUAUGAAGUCUUCAAAGAACGCGAGCUGGACCAGCUAAAGGAAUUACCCGAGAACAUAGACAUUGACAAUGAGGACGCCUCUUGUUUAAGCUACCGGAAAACAGACCAGCCUUUGGACGUUGUAACCGAGGUAUCUUCUACAAAGACCACGCCCACUGCGUCGCCAUCCCACCAGAGGGAUACUCCAUUAGAUUCCCCGUCGAAGACCACCAGACAAUGUUCACCUCAGAAAGGAAGCGGUCGAAAGCGGAACAUCAGUGGCGAAACGAACUCAGGAUUUCAACCUGAAACGCCGACUGAUUCUGAAGAUACGACGACGUCGACCAUUGUGAAUGGGACUGCGUGUAAUAGCAAUAAUAACGACGAUCUGCCGUUGACGGAGGUUCGUCGACGAGUGAACUCAAUGCAAGGGAAGCUACCGGGUAUAGUUAAUACUAUCGACUUUUCAUGUCAGACUGAAGAGACAGUAGAAGGUGGGUUAUCGCCGGCUCAUUUCACUGCAAUAGAUGAAAGAUCCCCCAGCUCAAGAUUCAUAAAAGGAAAGGGUUUUAAGCUAAAGCCGCUGAACUCACCAGAGAGCAAAGGUAUCCAGGAUGGCCAAACUAUCGGACCUCCUGUAAAGGCUGCAAAUGGCCAUGGGACGGUCUUGGAUACCACCUUAUCAGACCCACCUCAAGGAGACAAUGACCAUACUCCACCGGUGAUCAUCCAAAGAACGGAAUCUAAUCUUAGUAGACGAUUAUUUAAUAAGAAAUUUACUGAAGGUAGGAAGUCAGGACGUCCGUUGACCAAGAACAGUCGGAAGAAGCUCAGAAGGAAUCAUACCUUACAUUCUCUCGAUGUUGCUCGGACUUUAGGGGAUGCACCACAUACAGGAAUGGAGGUUAUUUUAGAUGGGCCAUACGGAGCACCUGCCCAGCAUAUCAUGGAGGCUGAACAUGCCGUCCUCAUCGGGGCAGGGAUAGGAAUCACACCGUUCGCUUCCAUCCUGCAGAGCAUACACGAGAGAUACAAGGCCGCGAAGAAGCACUGUCCAAACUGUCAUCACGCAUGGGUGGCCGAUGCAUCAUCUAUUCUUAAGACAAGGAAGGUGGACUUUUUCUGGAUCAAUCGUCAGCAGCGAUCCUUCGAGUGGUUCAUCAGCCUUCUGUAUGCCAUUGAGCUGGAACAAGCUGAUAUACCAGCAGAAGGCCGUUUUCUUGACAUCCAUCUUUACAUGACGUCAGCUCUCUCUCCCAGUGAUAUGAAGGCCAUUGGACUCCAUGUCGCUCUCGAUCUGAUCCAUAAGAAGAACAAGCGAGAUACCAUCACGGGAUUGAUGACGAGAACCCAACCAGGACGUCCCGACUGGGAGGAGGUGUUCCAGAAGCUGAAGAAGGAGCAGAAAGGUCGAAUCACCGUAUUUUUUUGUGGCUCUCCUGCUCUCGGCAAAAUCAUCAGAACAAAAUGUUUGAAAUAUCAGAUGGACUUCAGGAAGGAAAACUUCUAAAUCUUGGACCAACGAACGUAGGCGUCAAAACUUUGCAUCAGUGUUUGCUGCCCUCUAUGUCUUACACAAACUCAUCAUUUAUAGAUCAGGGCACCGUUCAAUGAUAACAAGAAGAUGCCAUUUUCGGACUUACCGCGCAGAAACCAGUACUUCUCAGCCGAAUCAAGGUCUUCAGCGGAAACGCAUUUUACUCUCUCAGUACUGACAACUUUCAAGGAGCGGAAGGACAGUUUCACCAUGGACCUAUUCCGUAAUAGGUCCAUGGUUUCACGUUACUUUAAAUCCCAAUUGUCAUAUUGCUUAAGAUAUCUGGUGGGUGUUUCAUAAAGCUAUUCCAAAGUUCCGAGCGACUUUACGGACGACUGGUGACAUUUUUUUGUGGUAAAUUGUCCAGGUUUCCAUGGACUGAGAAAGGAUCAUCAGUCGUGCGUACAUGAAGUCGCUAUAACUCACGAACAGGUUUAUAUAAAAAAACGUACCACCUAGUUUAUGACAACAAUGGUUCAUUGCAAGAGAAGGUGCAAGUACCACAGGCAACAUAGUAAACGCACCUUGAUUUUAGUCAAAUCAUACUUUCGCUCAAUUUGUUUUGGUGAAUGCGUAACAUUCAGUCGGUUUAUGGUGCUAGCCUGAUUUCGAAGCCUCUUACAAGAAACAGCACCCAUGCAUGAUGCAAAAGAAUUCCUAAGAACAUAUAUUUAACAAUAUUUUGGCACAGACUAUCAAAUCUGUCCUCUGUAGAUCUCGCCUCCCCCCUCACCCCACUUACAGUAAAGAACAUAUCGUGCCUCAGUGGUGUCAACAGUGCUGAACACAAUGUGAAACCAGUUGCCUUCAAACUGUUUAAUUUGAGCAUUUCAACAAUGUGAAUCACAAUAGUCGACCAUGUGAACACGCUUUGAAUAAUCAAAACUGUCGAGGUGUCCACAGUGUGAAAAUCUCUCCACACUGUUGAAUUUUAGCAUUUUAACAGUGGGAAUAAUAUUAUCCCAUAUACAUGUACCACUAUAAGUGAACACACUGUGAUCCCAUUUUAUGACACUGUUCUUUUCAGCACUGGGCUCCCAGCACUUCGGGUAUAUAUAUAUUUUUUUUUUCAUAAACUCCCCUUUUCCAUUUCUAACUUCUGAUAUAUUGACUUUGGGUCGCUACAAAGAAUGUCCAGAAUUUUAUAAUAGGGAAUGAAGUAUAGAAACCUUAUGCAAAUGAACUUCAAACUUAAUGGCAAACAUUAAUUCAUAUCACCCAAUAUCGAUUUGUAAAGUAGGUAAAGACGGCAACCUUAGAAAUGUUGUCACCCUUAGUCAAGAUAAAGAUAAUAUCUUUGAUACAAUGAAAGAUGAUUUUUACACUGUUCUACAGUAUUUUUUUGUCGCCAUUGUCUAACACAGAAUGAAAUGCUGCUAACCCGAAGAAAAAACAACAAUGACUUUUAUGUAUAAAACAACUUUAAAUCUUGAAGAAACAACAUAAAAAUAAUGAAGAAAACGCGUUAAACGGAUACACGCUUUCUUGUAAACGCGGAUGGAAAUAUAAGUUCGAAUUAUCCAUCAGUAUGACAGAUGACUAUUUCAAAGAUAAGCAUAUUGACUAUUUGGGGAAAACAUUAUAUUAAAAAAUUGUUUUGCCAUGAAAGCCCACAUAAAAAUUGCCCUUUACUCACCGUUUUUUUUUUCUGUUUUAUGCACGUGUUUUCAAAUGAGUGUCUAUGAUUCUGUCAUUACUUAAUUGGUGCAAUCUAUUUUUUGUUGUUAUUUAUAUAGAAAUCUAUUGUCAAUUCAUCGAUCUGGCUAUUUUGUGCUAAUCUUGGUUUUGAUGGAAAUGGAUAUCAUGAUUAUGUAAAUAGUUUUCUUUUCAGCUGAUAUUGUCUGUCACGAUAAUUAUUGUCUCUAACAGUAACACACAGACGUAUCAGGUCAAAGGUGAAGCUCUGGCGAAUACCCGAUACUUACAUCGUAUCGAUGCGAAGUCGUCAGUCCAUAGUGGGUCCAUUGUGUUCAUUAUAUUCAGGCGUGUAAUAUUUUACAUCAUUCAUUUUCACAUGAGACAAUACGAUUGCAUCAUCUUUAUCUGAAUGUGAAUUCGUAAGCAUUUACUCUCUGAACCUUAUAAAAGUAAAAAAGAAACAUUGUGUUACUAUGUACUCAUAAACACUUUUUGUUUACAUAUUGAGAAAAUGUUUGCAACCUUUUUGGUAUCAACAUUUAUACAUGUAUCUGUACACCUGAAUCAUAAACAACCAUAGAACCAGCGUCGUAAGCGUGGGGAUCACAACAUAUCAAUUUAUCUUUUUUUUUGUGUGUGUAAAUGAAGAUAUAUUAAAAACGGGAAAACAAUCAAUACGAUGACCCGUAAACAUUGAGACGGUAAUGUUUCGUGAAUUGCAACCACAUGAUAUUUCACUGUCAUCAUUGUACAUUAUCAGUGUUCAAGAUAUACUUAUCACCAGAAAAUUACUUUUUAAAGUAUGCAAUAUAUCAUUGUCUAUUUCUGUUAUACCAUUACUGUUUUCAAGAGGGAGUGGGGGGGGCUGAAGCGUUUUGCCCCCGGCCCCCUCCCCCGCCUCCCCCGGAUCAACGACACCUGUUAAUUACAUUAGUUUUAUUUUACUCAGAAGUCUGCUCUUGUUUGUGCAUAAACAUGGAUGAUAUUGUCACAAUAUACUAUUCAGUAUUUUUAAGCAUUAAACUAUUAUACUGAAGCUUUUAUGUAAUUUUGUAAACAUUCAGACAUGAAAUCUGAAUAAUACUGCCGUCAUCGUUACCCUUACUGAGUUUUCAAGAGUAAUACAUAACCAUGGAACUAACAGAUAAAAAUUAAGGGAUUUAAAAUCUAUGUCCGAUGAUGAUUUAUCUCGAAUAGCAAGUCUGCGCGUACAAUUCCUGUUCGACUCAAUAUUAAUUUGAUAUUUCAGCACGAUUGUACGUCUAAAUAAGUUUUCGUUUCAUUCAGAAAUAAAGGCAUACCCACUAUCAUAAUGAUUAUUCGACCAAUAAUAAGUAUUGCAUUCAGCUUCAUCAUGUUCGUGAUUACUACAAAGAUUAUAUAUAACGGUUUCAUAGGUCUGUCAAAUAUUGCAUUAUGAAACGGCGUGGUGUUCAGCUCACAGUGCUCAAGUGUUAGAGCAAACUAAAGGAAAUGAGUGAGAGAAAAUGAAAGCAUUAUGAAUAUUUACCUUGUCAUUAAUGAUUCUGCAUGGAUCAAAUCUUGUUGAAUACAUUGAAUUAUUCCGAAUGGAU